UUAGUAAAUAAAGAUUUGUUACUAAAAGUUUGUCUUGUUUUCGAACGUGUUAGCAUUUUUAGCUUCGCACUUUGCGAAAUGAAGGAAUAAAUAAAUAUUGUUUGGUGUGUUUUUGAGAUAGAAGUUCUAUUGCAAUGUCAUUUUUGUACUUAAAUAAAACUCUUCGCGUCAUUCUUGUGAUGUAAAUAUUUAUAAAAAACUCAGUGUAAACUUUAAGUUCUGGGAUAACCUCUGAUAAGUUUUAACAAUAUGAACCCGCAAGUUUGUACGAAUUGCCGCAAUGAAAAGCCUGUAAAUGCGACUGAUAACCGGCUGGUAACUGAGAGUUGUGGUCAUGUGAAAUGUAUGGACUGUUUACUGCAUGAGAAGACUGGGUGCCAAGCUUGCCUUAGGGAGAAAUCGAGCCAUAAAUUUGAAGAAACUUUGAACGAAAGUUUAGACGAAGAAUUUGCGGAGGAUAGUCCACCGCCUGGGUCUGACAAGUGUUAUGAUGAACUGGAUAAGGAGUUACAGUGUGAAGUCUAUGAUGAGUUCUACAAUAAAAAGAAAUUGGAAACGUCACACAUUAAAGUGGAAACUGAUGCAAAUGGAAAAAUGUUUGUUUGUACGGUGUGCAAGAAGAAAUUCCAUGCUCGUAGUCAAGUGGCAUACCAUGCAUACUGCAAUGGACAGCGGAAACCAUACCAAUGCCCAGAAUGCAACAAGACGUUCGCAAUAAUGUCGCAUUACAAGUACCAUAUGCGUGUACACCGCAAUGAGCGCACGUACUCAUGUGACGUUUGUGGCGAAGGAUUCUUCCAGAUGUCCAAGUUGCAGAGACAUAAGCUGAAGCAUACUAAGGAAAAGAAGUUUGCGUGCAACCAAUGCAACAAGGCGUUCAACAACCUCUCGUCUUUACGUAAACAUGGCCUCACGCACACUGACGAGCGCCCGUAUUCGUGCCCGACUUGCGGGACACGGUUCCGAGAUAGUUCCAAUCUGAGGAAACAUAUGCGGAAACACGAAAGGAAGUGCGCUUGCGGGGGAUGGGGCGGGUGCGUGCGCGCGGGCUGCCCGGGCGCGGCGGGGCGCAGCGCCUCGCGCCGCUCCUUCCAGUGCCCGCGCUGUCCGCGAGCUUUCCACUCCGGGAAGGACAUGCGACGACACGCCGCCGUCCAUACAGAUUCCAAACCCUUCCGCUGCAAAGUGUGUAGCCGCCGCUUCAGAAGGAAAGAUAACCUCGAGCGCCAUAUCCGCAACACGCACCCGGAGUACGUGCCUGCAACUGCUGUGGAUUGCGACGAGACCAUCCUUAAGCAGAUUCAAGCCAACGGACAAACUAAACUUGAUGACUACCAAAAGGACGAGAAGACAAAACUGGAGAUCAUGAACCCACUUCCACCUCUACCAGAGGAACUGAUGCAAAAACAUAUGCAUGAGAGCGACAAGACCCAGGCGAAAGCUGACGAAGAGAAUACGAUAGAUACGUCGUACAUUUUGGUCGCUAACAACGCAAGGCAAAGUGUGAUCGUUGGCAAUAAAACAGCUAACGUCGAAAAAGCCGCAGCUAAUUCCCCCGAGCAAUGCGAAUAUGUUCACAAAAUCAGAAAAGCUUCAAUAAUACCUUUACCGCCGAUUGAUGUGCGGAAGAUGAUAGAACUGGAGGAACAAACUAAUUUAAAUAACUUGGAUCUGGGUGCUCCACCUAAAGACAAGAAGACUUUGUACGAGAAGAUUUUGUAUGGGGACAGAGAUAAGAAAGACAGUGAGGAACCAAGUGUCGAUUCGGGCCCUGAAGUGCACUGGAGAAGGAAGUUGAAACAAUCUGUUUCUAUAGAUAUAUAAUGAAGGCUGAGUUGAAGCAGGGUUGGCGGGAAAAGCAGUUAUUAUGGUAGUAUACAAUCAAUUUUAUAUGUAUUUAAUGCAUAUUAAGAUGAUAUUUUAGGAUCAAAAGUACAUUUUUAUUACUUUGUUCUUUUCAUGUUCUUCCAUAGCAUUUUUUAUUCCUUUUUAUUUUCGUGGUAGUGUACGCUAUUGUCAAAUGAUUAUGUUCUGUAGGGCAAGCAGUCAAUGUUACUAAUACUAGGUUAUAAGUGCGUCCAAGACGCGUUAGGUUAGGCUAGGUAACACUACAAUUCAUAUUAUUUGCUAAAAUUACGAAAUUAUCCAUUUAUUAUAUGAUAUCAGAUUUUAACAAGUUAUACGAAAUGUUUUUUAAGUAUAUUGAAAUUAUUAUGAAUUUCUAUUUUCCGGUAGAGGACCAAUAAAUAUUGUUUUUUUCUUUAUUUUUGAUCUCUAUAGUUUGGUUUUAACAAUGAAUUGUUUUUAAAGGAAAUGUUGGGAAUGAUAUCGAGGGGCAAGAGACUGAUUGUAACGUGGGUAGAAAGGAAGAUUAUUUACAUUUUUUACUUGAAAUUGAGUAUUGCAUAUAAAGCAACUGCAAAAUCUUUGAACUAUACUUUUUAAUCGUAAUAACUUGUGCAAUGAAAUUCUAUUUUAACGAUAUCAUUACAAAAUGCUCAUAUUGGUCUACCAAAAACUAUAUUAUGUAUGUGAUAAAAAUCUGUUAUUUAGAGUCUGGAACUUUGAACAAAAUAUAAAUAAAUGAAAUAUAUAAUAUUAGUUUUUAAAAUGUCGACUGAAGAUCAUGAUCUCUGAUGUAAGUUGAUCUCACGUAUUUUAAGUUGAUGUUUAACAUUUAUUGUCAGGUAUCAUGUUGCAUAAACUCGUUCACUUUCCCCUAUGUACCAAUACGAAUAAUAAAAAAAAAAGAAUAAACAAUCAUGGCGGCUUCGAUUUUACCGCCAAAAAGUUAAAACGAAUUAAAACUUGAAAGAUUCUGUCUAUAAUCUGUUGUAAUAAUAAUCUAAACGAAACUAAGGUUGUGAUGUAUGUUUUGUACAUACUUUUCACUAGCAAUAAUAGAUGAAUAACAGAAUAACAUUUAUUUAUCGGAGAAUACGGUAGUUUCUAACUAGUCAAAUCCAAAAGGCAAAAACAAUAAUUUUAUAUGAAAUAGCACACUGUAACAUUAUCUUGAUUUAUAUUAAAAAUGUAAAGGUAUACCGUAAUUAUUAAAUAAUUAUUAAUUAUUGAACGUAUAAUAAAUUUAAAAUGUUUUUUAAGGUCAUUUUUUUUUCUGUGGAAACUACCCAAUUAAGUCAUUGUUUAGUUAAUACUCAAUUUUCAUGUGUGUUAUGCAUUUUAUAGGUACAUUUCCGUAUUGUUAUUUGGUAUAGAAUCCAAUUUCAUGUUUUGGUGUUUUCAGACAAUCAUAUUAAUCAAGCCUGUGAUCAACUAUUGUAUACUGCAGGAAGGUUCCCUUAAAAUAAAUUAAUGUUAAAUUGUGUAAAAAUGUGUAGCUAGAUAGGCAAUAAGUGAACGAGCCGCAUUACCAAUACCAGAGUGUAAUAACGAGCCGAUUAGUCAUUCAUUGAUAUAAAACUGAUCGUCAUUGUAACAUGGAAUGCGUAUUUUAUACUAUCCGUAUUUGUAUUUUGCUACAUUUUAUAUAAAUAUUUGUACUUUACGUGAAUUUAG
Messenger RNA from Spodoptera exigua (beet armyworm), 3519 nucleotides. The record is from the annotation of a GenBank genome assembly. NCBI's taxonomy places the organism in Eukaryota, Metazoa, Arthropoda, Insecta, Lepidoptera, Noctuidae.